AUGAUUGAAUAUAUGGAAUAUGUGCUGCGACAGUUCGAGAGGACCACUAGCUGGGACAGGGACUACAGCUACGAAAAUAUCACGGCGACCAGCGACAACCUGCUGCAGUUCGAGAUUCCCGACUCACUGAAUCUGCAGAUAUCUAACCAGUCGACCCCCAACACUUUCAACACGUUCGAGCUUUCCAACCGGAGCAUCAUCAAUGGAUCGCUGUCGUACUUGUACACCGAUUGCGGUCAGCUGGACAAGAUCGUGCAGAACUCGCUGAAGGUGCCGCUGCAGCAACGGGUGGACACAUACCAGUGCCUGCGACCAGGGCGUACGCUAGGUACAAGCUUCCGCAGCCAGAUGCUGCUUUACGGGCGCAUGUACUGGCCGGGCUCGAUUCUGGAAGCCAUGUACUGUAAGCGGCUGACGCCUCAGAGCCAACUGGUGCUCAAGAGUCUGCUGUCUGCUGCGGGGGAGUCGAGUAUUCUGACGCUAUACUGGCAGCGCAACGCACCAUGGGGCAGUCAAGACAUUGUAUUUUCUACGAAUGAGCUGCUACUUGGGUACCGGUUCCUGCAUAACUUGUCGCCGGGCAGGUCGCACGAAGGCUCGCCGCAUGGUCAGUCUACGCUAUCACUGGGUGCCGAGUUCUGGCUCGGGAUCAGCAACCUUCUUCCAGGCUGUUCCACUGCUCUGCGUUAUUGCACACAUGCGACUAACACCGGCAAGCCGAUCACUUUGACCUUGUCGCUUAACCCAUUGUUCGGGCACAUAUCGUCGUCCUAUUCUGUAAAGUUCUCACCUGGAACCACUUUCUGCUCCAAGUAUGACUUUAAUGUGUACUCAAUUGAGUCUAAUUUGUCGUUUGGAUGUGAAUUUUGGAAAUCCAGUGCAGCCGCGCAUAAGCAGGCUACCAAUGAGGAGGAAACUAGCAUUGAGGUGGCCACUGAAACACCAGUUAGUGAUCCGCGGUACUGCGGUGCCGUUCCAGGCGCGCGGUCUUUUGACCAAAUUCGGCCAUUCGCGGAGCUCCCGUCGGAUAAUCAGUUGUACCACCAACUCAUGAUGCCUAAUUCUUCCAACGCAUUAAUUGACAAUGUAAACUUGCCAUUUCCCUCUCCGCUCCUUCGAUACCCACCCGAAAAAUCAGUGACAGAUAAGUUCGCUGCCAUGAUAGACGCAACACAAUUUACCAGUGUUCUUAAGAUGAGUUCUAGUCUCAGAGACAAAAACUUGCGACUAUUAUGGGAGGGCAAGUAUAAGGGUUUCUUGGUAUCUGCGGGGGCAGAAUUGACAACCAUACCUUUGGAAGCCCCGAAGACGAUUAACGAAAUCACAGCACAGCAGGUACCUAGGCCCCUAUGGUUACGCCCGGCAAAAUUCGGAAUACAGAUUCAAUAUUCCACCUAA
This is a messenger RNA of Eremothecium gossypii ATCC 10895, 1398 nucleotides long. RefSeq names its product Mdm10p (gene MDM10). The coding region runs from base 1 to 1398 and encodes 465 amino acids. Gene Ontology annotation, biological process: phospholipid transport; establishment of mitochondrion localization; protein insertion into mitochondrial outer membrane. NCBI's taxonomy places the organism in Eukaryota, Fungi, Ascomycota, Saccharomycetes, Saccharomycetales, Saccharomycetaceae. The record is from RefSeq and is marked provisional. The transcript has a single exon. Gene Ontology annotation, cellular component: SAM complex; ERMES complex.